This is a messenger RNA of Peniophora sp. CBMAI 1063, 315 nucleotides long. The record is from the annotation of a GenBank genome assembly. NCBI's taxonomy places the organism in Eukaryota, Fungi, Basidiomycota, Agaricomycetes, Russulales, Peniophoraceae.
AUGACUUGGUUCGGCGACGACUCCAACGAGGCCCAGGCUUACGAGCAGGUCACCAACGCGCCCCACAAGGCCGAGCUCUCGCACGAGCUCAUCGCUGCCGCCGCCUCUUACGAGGCCGCCAAGGCGUACGAGAAGCACGUCUCUGCCAACGGCAAGCCCGACAGCCACGCUCAGGCUAAGGAGAUCCUUGCCGGUUUCGCUGGUGCCUUCGUUGACCGCAUGGUCGAGACCAAGGGCCUCGACUUCGUCGACAAGGAGGAGGCGAAGUACAAGGCGCACAAGCAGCUCUCGGAGGCUUCCUCCCAGGACUACUAA